Molecule: messenger RNA, 1245 nt
Organism: Phymastichus coffea
Lineage: Eukaryota; Metazoa; Arthropoda; Insecta; Hymenoptera; Eulophidae
Exons: 3
Coding region: 1-1245 (414 amino acids)
Source: RefSeq, a predicted model, not a curated record
AUGGAAACUCGAUUGGAAACUACUUCUGCAAGUCCAUCGACUGAUAACGAAGUCAAUCACGGGGAAAUUGAAACGUCAUCCGAUGAAGAGUUAGCCAGAGAAGUAAACAAGAGAAAAAAGAAUGUAAAAAAAAAAAGUAUCGCCAAUGGUAGAAAGUUGUCCACAGCAAAGACAUUGGAAGAAGCGAACAAAUAUUAUAUCAAAGUCAUUCAGGAUUUGAUACCUGAUAAAGAUGAUGUGCCUUCUGAUCCAGGGUAUGUUUCGCCAAGAGCCUUGAUCCCAAGUAUUACCAUACAUGAGUAUUCUGAAUCUCAGGAUGUAUUCAAAACAUCUACAUCACAAUCCAUGUCAAAUUUCACGCGGAAAAGACCCCGUGUUUUAUAUUCAGAUGACGACGAAGUCGAGCAAACAAGAUAUUUUGAAAAACCACUCUCAACUUUCGAUGAUUCGCGUGUACCUAUGAACAAAUCAACGCGCUUAUGUUAUGGCCGUUCGAAAUCGAGAUCGCCGUCUACCUCGCUAUCGUUGCCAUAUUCACCAAACUAUUCAGAAAACCCAUCAUCGACACCUUCUUUAUUGCCAAAUACGUCAAUGCCAUCCAAAGAGGCAUACCCAUUAAGGCCACCAGAUAGAAAAAAAUCACUAUCUCGUCAUCGAUCGUCAUCUCGCCAUCGAUCACCAUCUCGACAUCGAUCACAAUCUCGUCACCGAUCACCAUCUCGACAUCGAUCACAAUCUCGACAUCGAUCACCAUCUCGUCAUCGAUCGUCUCAUCGAUCGCGAUCACGUCAUCGAUCGUCACAUCGAUCACGAUCUCACCAUCGAUCGCCGUCUCGCUAUCGAUCGCGAUCUCAGCAUCGGUCGCCAUCUCACCAUCGAUCACCAUCCACAUCCCGCUCGCGGUCAAGUUCGAAAUCAUCACUCGUCAUCGAUAUGGAACCAACAGUCAACAUUGAAGAAAUGUUAAGUAAACUGCCUGAAAAUUUGAGAAAUGAAGUGAAGGAGGCGUUCGAAGUGAUGCAAAGUCAAGUUGACUCUUUGCGAAGUGAAUUGACAGAAAAAGAAAAGAAAAAGAAAAAAAAUGUAAACGUAGAAGAAACUCGUGAAGAAAUCGUUUUCGCCGAUGAUGAUGAGGUUGAUUCUGAUGGUCCAGACGAUACUGAUCUAUCUGCAGAAUUGAAACGAUUAGGAGAGCCUGUCGGAACUAAUAUGGUAAAAAUAAGAGCUUUAAUCAAGAUCACAUAA